Ectocarpus siliculosus is the source of this 612-nucleotide messenger RNA. Lineage: Eukaryota; Phaeophyceae; Ectocarpales; Ectocarpaceae. The record is from the annotation of a GenBank genome assembly.
AUGAGGUGGGGCCUCGUCCCUUCCUUCACGAAGAAGGGCGACAAGCCCGACUUUUUCCGGAUGUUUAACGCCAGGAGCGAAACGGCGGCGGAAAAGCCGUCGUUUCGGCGACUGGUCGGGCGGCGGCACGGCGUGGUGGCCUUCACGGGUUUCUACGAGUGGAAGCGCGACGAAAAGGGGGAGAGACAGCCGUACUACUUCCACUACGCGGACGACAGGCCCCUGCUGUUCGCCGUGCUGUACGACACGUGGCAACAAGGCGGCGACGCCAUCCAAGGCUACGGCAACGGCGGCGGUGGGAAGGCCGGCAGCAGCACCAGCAGCAGCGGCGGCGGCGGCAUCGGUGACGGGAAGGCGGUGCCGACGACGGGGGGGCGGGGAGGGCACGCGGAUCUCGCUGGGGAGGGGGAGGGGGGGCUACGGGGGCAGGCGGCGCUCCUGGAGAGGGAGGUGGAGGAGGAGGACCGGGGGGGGAGUCUGAUGUUUUCGUAUGCCGUGCUCACCACCAAGGCGGCCCCGCGGUUGGAGUGGCUCCACGAGAGGAUGCCCGUGAUUCUUAGAGGAGCGCAAGACGCCGCGGCAUGGAUGAGAUGCAAGGGCCAAGAGGUGUAG